This is a messenger RNA of Paramecium tetraurelia, 924 nucleotides long. RefSeq lists its product as uncharacterized. The transcript is spliced from 3 exons. NCBI's taxonomy places the organism in Eukaryota, Ciliophora, Oligohymenophorea, Peniculida, Parameciidae. Gene Ontology annotation, biological process: intracellular protein transport. Gene Ontology annotation, cellular component: endomembrane system. The record is from RefSeq and is a predicted model, not a curated record. Gene Ontology annotation, molecular function: GTP binding; GTPase activity.
AUGAAAAUUGAAUAAUAAGAUUUAAGAUUUCGCGACUCUAACAAUUUCCAAAGUAUUCCCUAACUGUAAAUUCUGGUUUUAGGUGAUGGAUCAACUGGCAAAACUUCGCUCCUCAAUAUACUAACAUAAAGAAAAUACCCAAUAAAAAUCAAAUCGGACUAAUCUAAGAUCCCAAUUAAAACUCAAGGAUGUGAUAUCAAAAUUGCAAUGAGGAAUUAUUCCAAUAAAAAGGUUCUCCUUAAAAUGAUCGAUCUUUCUGGAGAUAAGUCAUAGAGGCAAUAUCUGGAUGUUUACAUCUCCAGACUCAAACUGGACGCAAUAAUCUUCUGUUUCGAUGUCACCAAUCUUAAAACAUUGGACCAUUUGGGAAAAUGGAUUAAGAGACUCACUGUAAAGGAUGCCAUCGAUCAGGAAAUGGAGGAAUUCCUAGAUACCGAUAGAAGCGAUUUUUCUCUUGGAAGCACUACAGCUGUUUCUGAUGGAUAAGACUCUCUAUUGAAUUACCAUAAUUACAACGGAAUUCCAAUGAAAAGGAUCCUUCAGACACCAUUUAUAUUUAUUGGUUGUAAGAUCGAUCUGAUUCCUUCUGAUAAUCACAUCCCAUUGAGACAAUAAGUUUAGAAGAGAAUUCAAUAAUUCUACAAACGAUCCAACACAGUGAUUUUAUUAAGUACAAUAAACCCUUCCGUAUAUUCUGAUCAAUUUAAUCUAUUAGAAAAUUAUAUAACUAGAAUAUAUCAAUGGGAUAUGAUUGAGGACUUCUUUAUUUAGGAUCAGAUUCAAUCAAAAAGAAUACCAAUAGAUGAGUCCUUUUGGAAGGAGACAAUUUAAAUAAAAUUGCAAAAUAAAUUACAAUAUUUGUAUGUGUUUGUAAAGCAUUUUUGUUAGAAAUUACUUUUUAAAAAGAUGAAAAGAGAUGAUUGA